CUCAUCACACCCCAUCUAGCAGCAAGGAGUGGAGUGGACAGCGCAAGUCUUUUCUUCUUGGCUAGAAUUCCCGCCGGGUGUUUUUGCCUUGAAUGAUCCUCAAAUCCAAAUUCCGUUGGUUUUUAAAAACCCUACGUUACGUCAGUCCCGAGGUUUUCUGCUUUCUGACUCUCUCUCACAUUCUCCGUACCUCUCUCCAGUGUUCUCUCUGGAAUUGCUCCUGCUGAAUUCGGAUAUUGGGAUUAACUGAUGAAGAGUCCUUGCAAAGAAAGCAAGAUUCCCAGUUAUAAACGUAUUAAGCAAGAACCUUCAAGUGAAGCAAUUGACGUUUCUGUGACAAAGAACAUUGCACAACGAGUUCAAAAAGUUGAGUCCAAGGGGUCUCUAGAGAGAAGAUGCAGUCCUAGGCUUAAAAAUAAGCCUCAAGAGAAAAGGCCGUGCUAUGAUGAAGGUCAGAGCAUGAAGUUAGAUGAUCCUGAACUCGACAUCUGCAAGAAAGAAGUUGAAGGAGAGUCAACAGGGCAUGGACAGAGAAGAUGGUGUCCAAGACUUGAAAGUAUACCUGAUAAGAGUAGGCCUAAACAUGAUGUGUGCAAGAAAGAAACUGGAGAUUAUAAUCGGAAGAGACAUUUAGAAUCCCCUGGAGAUAAUGCUGGCAAGAGAUGGAGCUUCAUUAAUCAUCCAAUGCAAGAAUGGCUACCUGAUAUCGAUAGAAAAGGCGGAGAAGACGGGCUCAAAAGAAGUGGUCUGGCCCUUGGUUCCUUACCUUUUAAAUUUGAUGACACAGAAAUUGAGUUAGAAAACAAUGCUAAUCUGAAAUGGACGGACUAUCAAAGUUUUGUAGCUGAUAGUAUCAAACAGAAGGCCUGUACAGCAGUGAAAGAGACAGCAAGGACUUUUAAUAAUCAUCACCUUAGCUGUGUUCAGGAAGAAGAGAAGAGAUAUGAGAAGGUAGAGGCCAGAGAUCCUCAGGUUGCUGAUUAUACUGAUAAUAAGGGAAAUUCAUCCACUGCUAAGUGUACUUCAAAGCAACCAAUUCUGAAGGAAAUUUCCGAGGCGUCAAAGAAGAAUGAACAAUCAUACACUGAAAAACAAGUUGCUUAUCUACCUGGUAUUACUGUUGGGCAUAAAUUCUUCUCUCGAGAUGAUAUGGUGGCUACAGGUUUCCGUGGACAUUGGUUGAAUGGAAUUGAUUACAUACGCAAGCUUUGUGGCAAAUUGGGUAAGAACAAUGAGUAUAGCAGCCUGGUAGCAGUGGCAAUCGUUUUGUCUGGACAAUAUCAAGACGGUGUUGAUUGUUUAAAUGAAGUAGUGUAUACAGGCCAAGGCAGAAACAACAUGAAUGGUAGUAAGAGUCAAACUAAAGAUCAAGUUAUGCAUUGUAGUAAUUUGGCUCUUGAGAAUAAUAUGGAGCAAUCUGUACCUGUCAGGGUCAUCUGUGAGCAUAAACGUGGUGAUAAUCAAAGUGGCAAAGUUUACACAUAUUGUGGUUUGUACAAGGUUGUACGUUGCUGGUCUUUUAAAAGGGCUUCUGGAUUUACUGUUUCUAAGUACUGUUUGAAACGACUUCAAGGGCAGCCCAAAGUUGAGAUAGAUGAGGUUUGUUUUGAACAAGAAAGAACUAUCGGCAAAUUGCAUGGCUUGGUGUGUGAGGACAUCUCUUUUGGGAAAGAAGACAUACCUAUUCCUGUUAUCAAUGUAAUUGAUAAUCCUCCUAUAGCACCUCCAGGCUUUAAAUAUAUCAAGUCUGUUCAAGUUGCAAGAAAUGUGAUCAUUCCUCCAAGUGCCUCUGGGUGUGAUUGUAAAGGAAAAUGUACAAAUCCAAGGUCUUGUUCUUGUGCUCGACUUAAUGGCUUUGACUUUCCAUACGUGGACAUAGAUGGUGGCAGAUUGAUUGAAGCAAAGGAUGUGGUGUUUGAAUGUGGUCCUGGAUGUAGCUGUGGACCUAGUUGCAUUAACCGCGUCUCUCAGCGUGGAUUGAAGUACCAACUUGAGGUCUAUCGUACAGCAGACAAAGGAUGGGCUGUUAGGUCUUGGGAUGUAAUUCCUUCUGGUGCUCCAGUGUGUGAAUACUUUGGAAUUCUUAGGAGGAAUGAUGAAUUGGAUAACGUCUCUGGGAAUGAAUUUAUAUUUGAUAUUGACUGCUGGCAUACAAUGAAUGAAAUAGGGGGAAGAGAGAGGCGACAAGGUGAUGGGUCUGCACCUGCAAUUGAUCCUCUGAAGAAAGUAGAUGUCAAGAUGGAUGAAAGUGAAUCUGAGUUUUGCAUAGAUGCGAUCUCUUAUGGUAAUGUUACCAGAUUUAUUAAUCAUAGUUGUCAGCCCAACCUAUUUGUCCAGUGCAUUUUGAGCACCCACCAUGAUAUCCGACUUGCUCGAAUUGUGCUAUUUGCAGCAGACGAUAUACUUCCUAUGCAAGAACUUACUUAUGACUAUGGCUACGCGCUUGAUAGCGUUGUUGGUCCUGAUGGGAAACUAAAACAGUCGCCAUGCUACUGUGGCACGGAUGAGUGUCGGGGGCGCUUAUAUUAGGUCCUACUUUCCGCGCGUAUAGUGCCAAUUACCAAUCCUGGUAUGAAUUAAUUUUUCUGUGGGUAACUAAAGAAAAGGGUGGCACGAUUGUGCACCAGAAAAGGGAAAUCCCAAGGAAUUGGGUAAUAUCCUUUGAUAAAGAUGGCUCAUUUCUUUUCUUGCCUUUUCCUUCCAUUACAUUACUGUUGGUACAAAUGGUUAGUCAAUAUUAAUCAAAUCAUAGCAUGACUUCAUUAGCACGAUUCUCACACUCAUAGGGCGAAUUGUAGCCAGCAACACUGCAAAUCACAGGAAACUCACUGUGUCUUCGCUAUUGAUGAUCCCCAAGGGGACUUGUUCAUGGAUGUUGCUAUCAUUCAUCAAACCUCCAAACCUCUUAAAAGCUGCAUACCGGUGUUUAGGCUGCUUCAUUGGAUGUGCUUGAUGGGGGGGGAGGUGGAUUAAAUUGGUGCUUGGUGGCCAAUAGAAGUGCAUAAUUAAGGUUGUGUUGUGGGAACUUCCCGUUGAUGGAAACAUAUCUACCCGAACUGGAGCUGUCAUGUUGAUGUUUGCUGCCUGAUCAUUGUUUCCUUGAAUAUAGGCAAAGAGGCUGACACAUGAUCCAUAACAAGGUUGAAUUCAUUAGCAAAACUUCAAGGCCAGGUAAGCAUGGAUGUGAUUGUAAUUUUAAGUGUGGGAGAAUUGGUCAGGUGGUGUUCCAUACAGGCACACACGCUUAUGGAGGAGAGAAUCUUUGAAAGCCUAUGAAUUGCACUAGUGUGGCAAAUGAUUAGCUUAUUAUUAAAUUAUUUAAAGCUUGAGACCUGUAGGGUA
Messenger RNA from Populus nigra (black poplar), 3342 nucleotides. Its product is annotated as histone-lysine N-methyltransferase, H3 lysine-9 specific SUVH4-like. The transcript has 17 exons. The record is from RefSeq and is a predicted model, not a curated record. NCBI's taxonomy places the organism in Eukaryota, Viridiplantae, Streptophyta, Magnoliopsida, Malpighiales, Salicaceae. The coding region runs from base 250 to 2529 and encodes 759 amino acids. Gene Ontology annotation, cellular component: nucleus. Gene Ontology annotation, molecular function: histone methyltransferase activity; protein binding; zinc ion binding.